Chlamydomonas reinhardtii is the source of this 3893-nucleotide messenger RNA. RefSeq lists its product as uncharacterized. NCBI's taxonomy places the organism in Eukaryota, Viridiplantae, Chlorophyta, Chlorophyceae, Chlamydomonadales, Chlamydomonadaceae. The coding region runs from base 109 to 1959 and encodes 616 amino acids. The record is from RefSeq and is a predicted model, not a curated record. The transcript has 2 exons.
CUCUCAAACUUUAUUACUCCUUUACCACCAACAGCUGAGAACCGCAUUUAGCGAGCAGAACGAGGAGGCUAAGCUAGCCAAGCUAGCGGUCCUCGGGGUCCUGUCGCUAUGGCUCGGCUCGUCAAGCGGAAAGCGGCUGUUAGCGCAGAAAACGCUGAGAAGAAGACCAGGCGGAAUGCCCCUGCGGCUGAGCCCCGAACCUCGGAAAUUGUCAUCGGCGAACGCCUUGCGUCGUCGGUCUCAGCCAUCGUUGCGGGCGCUCCAGUUACCCCAGCCUCGCUGGCUGAACAGCUGAUGGUAGCUGCAAAACGCGUGCCAAAGCCUGCUGAGCAAACCCCGCCCCGCGAGAUCGAGAACGCUGCUCGGCUGAUCACGAACGCUCUGCGGUCUCUCUGUGGGCCUGGGUCAGCGGUGGAGGUUGACGAGUCGGGCUCGGAAGAGGAGGAUCGGGCGGUGGCGUCGGGAGAGGAGGAUCGGGCGGUGGUGCCGAUGAGCGGUGGUGGUGGGGAUGUGGAGGUGGAGGUGGUGGUGAGCAUGGACGUGCUCGGAACGGUGCCGGUGAGCGGCAACCCGGUGGCAACUCCCGACACGUCGUCGGGCCCGGUCUCCAGCGCCUCCGCGCCCGCCCCCACAAACGUGCGCCUGGCAGUGCCCUGCUCGCAAACUGGCCAGCCUUCGUGCGCCACCCCGUCCUCGCCCACGCCCGUCUCACCGGAUGGCGACGUCGACGGCAGCGACAACACAUCAUCCUGGCUCUCGGACAUUCUGGAGGGCUGCGACGAGGGCCCCAACACCUCCACCUCGGGCAUGUGCGGCCCCCAGCCGGUCAUCUUCGGCGGCAGCACUGACGGCGUGGAGGCCUCCAGCGACGACAGCAAGGGCUGCUCCGCCCGCAACGAGCAGCAGCCUCAGCUGCGCGCCACACCGGACGCAGCUGCGCUAGAUGUGUCCACUGGCGCUGCUUUGUCGCCUUCGUCUCUCGAGCUGACGGUGCAGCUCCACCCGGCGGCCGCAACCGCUCCUGCCAACGGUGGCGGCGCCUUCGCCUUCCCACAGGAUGCCGCCAAGACCGACAGCUCGCCCUUCGGCUUUGCCCUUCGGCUUCCCUCCCCUUCCUCAACCCUGCCCAAGAUUCGUGCCUGCGGCGCACGCUCAGAGCUCGGCACCACCACAGGCGCCGCCGCUGCCGCCAGCCCCACUGCCACCGCCGCCCCCUCUGCCAACGCCGCCAUCAGCACUGGCAGCGGCGGUGGCGGCGGUGGCUGCGGCACCAGUGGCGACGGCGCCACCGUCGCCCUGGCGGCGGCACAGCUGCAGCCUGACGACUCCCUCACCUUCACCACCACCAGCGGCGGGAACGAGGCGGAUAGUGCCUGCAGCCCCCAGCGCGACGACAGCUGCCGCCUCUACAGCGGUGGCGCCUGCGGCGGCGGUGGCGGCGGCGGCGGCAGCGGUGGUGCGCAGGCUGCCGCCGCCGCCAGCUCCUUCCACAACGCCGCCACUGGCGGCGACGUGGGCGGGGAGGAGAUGAGCAGCCCAAGCCGCUGCGAGGAGGGCGUGGCGGCGCCGCGCUCACAGUCGCCCGCACCGCAGCUGCCUGCAGCCACACUGGCGGAGGCCGCACAGGCGGAGGCGGCACUGGCGGAGGCCGCCACGCACACGUCCGUGCCGGAGCAGCCGGUGGAGGGGGUGGAGACGCAGCGGGCGUCGCGCAAGCGCAAGGCCGACGCACAGCCGGCUUCGGACGGUCCUGAGGCGUGCCCGCCCGACAAGCAGCAGUGCGUGCCUGAGCCGGAGGUGGCGCUGCCGCCGCUGGGUGCUGCGGACUGGCCUGUGGACUGGUCUGUGGACUGGUCCAAGCCUGCCGGGCUUCCCAGCGACAUGCCCGCUGAGUUCGUGUUCGUAAGCGAGCACUGCCUCAUGGUCAAGUCCCUCCACGACUUCAUUGUGGCGCCUUGAGCAGCAGCGCGGGCGUGUGGAGGAGGAGCGGCAGUUGGGGCAGCUGAGAGCGCUGCUGGUCGCCGCCAUGCCAAGCCGGGGCGGGCGGCGGGAGUGUGGCUCGCAGCUGCCUGGGGAGUUAAGCGCGCCCGCGCCGCCGGCAGUGGCCGGCGCGGGCGGCGAGCCUGCGACAUGCCGCCGCCGAGAUAGGUGGCGGCAUAGCGUUGGUUACGGAGUUUAGCAAGGGAGCCACGAAAGUCCUGCUAAGCCAACAAAAGCGAGUGUCACUGUCUGGGCAUUCUUGUGCACGGCCGUUGGCGACGCCUCAUGCGAUGGGUUGUCCUGUAGUCAGUGCUCGUAUCUUGUAGAUGCCCUCAGGCACCCGGCAUCUACACAUGCGUAGAUGACCCUGACCGCGGCGUCUACACUUAAGCCCCCAAGCCCCCUAAAACGUCUACGCUUCCCCCAUUUUUGCGCCAAAACCGGCCAAAACCGUCUACACUGCGUAGAUGCGUGGCACCCAAACCCAAAAUUUUUUCUCCGCCUUCGGCGGAUUUUGGGCACAUUUCUACAGUGUAGAUGGAAGAUACGAGCACUGCCUGUAGUCUUUACGCUGGGUGAUCUGGCCUGGCAAGGUACAAGUUGCAACACCACACGCCGCUUGGAGAGAUUUUGCGGCAUCGAGCCACUCAGGCUGUCUUUCCGAACUCGGGACACGGCCGUGGGUGGGCUUGUGUUUCGAGCGCAUGCAGGCGCGGUAGCCAGCCUUGCUGGGUGUGGGGGGCGGGCCCAGCCGUGGCCCGGCCUUUGCGGGUUGGUUUCAAAGAUCGGGCUUCUUGGGUAUUUGAUGGUUGCACCGCACAGUUACGGUGCCUCGGCGGCUUGCGUCGCUGCCGCCGUAUAGGCUUCAAAACCCAAAAUCGAAAAAAUUGAUGUGUGCGUGUAUGUUCGUGCGCGUUCUGAGGUCUACGCGCCUUUAGGACUCCAGGUUGCGGACUCCAUGGGAGGUGUGAGCCAGUGUGAAUACUCCUUAAUGAUGAACUGCUGAACUGAUGCAUUCUUUCGUGCGUGCCAUUGCAUGCCAGCUGCAACGGUACGGUAACAAAAAGCCAAAAAGAGUGGGUGUGAGCAACUCUAGUGUGUGUGUACGCGGGUUGGUAGGGCUGCAGUCUCGCGACCUGGCGUUGCUGUGCCAAUGGAGCUAGGAGGUGUUGCGGAGAUGGCUGCCUUGCAAGAAAGGGAUUAGAGCAGAAACAAAUUGCAUAUGGUAGUGUUACUUCACGGUGCACGGUUGGCGUUCCCGGGCACAGCUGCGCGGGUUGGUCGCCAGGCUGGUGGGGUUGCAAGCAGUGGAUUAGCGGCAGGGUGGACAGCCCAAGCGUGGCUGCAGAACUGAGAAAACUCGAAAGACAAAAAUAUGAUAAAUUGGAGUUUAGGUGCGUGCCGUCACAAGCCGGUUGGUUACAAGGAGGUUGCAUGUCCAGAGAGCUACGAUGGAAGGCUGUGACUAACCUGCUGGGCGCUGGGAGCCACGCCCAUCGGAUAGCGUUGGUGUUGUGGUUGUCAGUUAGGAUUAAGUGCAGAUACGAAAUGCGUAUGUUACUCUCACUUCACGGUGCGUGUUGGCAUUGCCGGGCACGGCCGCGCGGGUGGGUCGUCGGCCAGGCUGGUGGCCGGCGGAACGGCGUUGCAAGCAGGGGGUUAGCGGCAGGGUUGACACGCGGUGUACAUGCACAACCCAAGCGUGGCUGCAUGACUGACAAAAUACAAAAGAAACAAGUUGGCGUUGAGGUCCGUGCCGGCAAGCCGGUUGGUUUCAAGAGAGCUCAAUGGAAGGUUUUGCUGACAGGGAUUCACAUGAUGAGGUUGACACCUGCAAAACACAAGGUGUGCUUCGUCAGGGUUGCAUGCGGCUGGAGAGCUGAAGCGCAGGCUGUACAGGACUGUCGCGUCGC